Schistosoma spindalis is the source of this 5235-nucleotide messenger RNA. Lineage: Eukaryota; Metazoa; Platyhelminthes; Trematoda; Strigeidida; Schistosomatidae. The record is from the annotation of a GenBank genome assembly.
AGACAAGGUCUCAGCGGAACAUUAAAUACCAUUAUUUGCGUGGAGGAUGUCUGAGGUUGUUGAGUCAGUUGGUAAACUGUGUCCAAUUUGUCAUGAUGAUAUUGACUACUUUGCAUACGGAUCAUGUAAUCAUCCUACAUGUACAAAGUGUGUGCUGAAGUUGCGAAAGUUCGGAAGCGCUGAUGAGCCCGAAUUCUCACAAUGUCCUACAUGUCGGCAGAAUAUUAACAGAGUCGCGAUAAUGAGAAAUUUCGUUCCGUUUGACAAUAUUGACGUGUCCUUACUUCGACACGACUCAAAGUUUGAUUUUAUGUUUCCUGAUGUCGAGAUUGAACAGCACUACCUAAACAUGCUCAAAUCAAUCUGCCCUGUUUGUGGUGAAGAAAAAAAGUCUCUCUCUGCCUUAAAUAGACACACUACUUUGGAGCAUCAGCUUUCUUAUUGCGAUCUCUGUAUUCGAUAUGCCAGGCUUUUGCCAUGUGAAUUCGUGCUUAUGAAACCAGCUGACCUUACGAAACAUCGGACAUGGGAUAAAAACAAGAAGAAAGGUCAUCCUUUGUGUGAUUUCUGUCAUGAACGAUUCUAUGAAAUGGAAGACUUGAUAACCCAUAUUCGUGAUCUUCACUUUUUAUGUGAUCUUUGCAUGACUACAGGAAAGUUUGUGGUUUUCAGACAGCAGUGUGAAUUAUUAGACCAUUACGGUGAAUCUCAUCAUCUAUGUUCCGAGUGUCGGGCUCAACAACGUAUUUCAUGUUUUGCAACCGAGGAUCGUUUAGGCUUGCAUCGUUUUCAAGAACAUCCAAAUGAAGUGGCCAAUGAUCCCAACUCCUGGCUUCCGAUUUCUAUACGUCACGUAACAUCUGCUGAUUCUGCCUUCAGGCGACGUGACCAAAUAUUUCCUGAUGUAUAUAGUGUGGAUGGCGUUCUUGAUGCAUCUGAUGGUAGACUUACUUCACAAGACAAUCCUAGUGUAACAUAUCGACGACCUAAUCCUUCCGAAUGGACCGGUGAAGAUUUCCCUUCACUUCAGUCGACCAGACCAAUCACCACAAGUUCUCACUUAACAACAAAUGAGUCUAGCAAUCCUCAAACACCUGUACAAAGACUUAGGGAGUCAACCACUACUUUAACAGAACACGAGAUGAAUGAUACAAAUAAUUCUGUACAAAAUAAACGACCAAUAAUGGGUGGAAGUUGGGUUUCUCGUGUUGCUAAUAUCAAUUUUACUAAUAAAGAUCGUCUUACAUCUGAAGAUUUUCCUAGUUUAACACAAUCAACUAAUACUUCCACUGGCAAUCCUCCCACAUGGGUUAGAAGUAGUGCUUCUCAACUUAUACAAAAUCCUCAGACUGAUACAUCUAAUCAUUUUAGCUUUCCAACUCUUGGAUCAAAUAAUCAUGCUUCUGCUUGUAGUAGUAGUCCUUCGUCAGGAUGGCCGAAAACAAGCCGUAAUAUAUCUUCGGAAGAACAACUUAAAUCCACAUUUCCUCAAUCAGUUUCUCUGCAGACGCCUACAUCUUCGGAUUUUCCGUCACUUCCAACAAAUUCCAAUCCUAGUCAUUCAAAUCGUACCAUCAAUUUAACUUCAAAUUCAGUUUUAGAAAAUAAAUCAAAGGUGUUUAAAACACCAGCGGCUGAUGUAAUAAAGAAGAAAACUGAGCCAUUAACAGCCACAACCAAAUUAAAAAAUACAAAGAAACCAAAACCCAGAAACAACUCGAGAACAAUAAACAAUGAAUUGGAUGAGCAUGGUGGUAUGACUUUAAGGGAUGAUAGCGAGAAGUAUGUUGAUGAUCAGUCACCAUUGGAAAAACCUCAGUUCAGUCAUAUCCGAACAGUAGAUGUUCUUAAUAUUAAUCAACAAUCAUCUAAUCAAACAAAUCUAAUUAAUCAUGAACCAUUAUCACUUACAAAUGAUUUUCCAUGUCUAUCUGAAAAUAAAACUAAUUCCGAUGAUACAAUACCGAAAAAAUUACAAAAUCGACAAACAAAAAAGAAAAUCAUUGAUAAUACUGUUCAUCAAUCCGAACAACAACACUCUUCUCAUACAACCAGUAAUGUUGUGAAUAACACUUUAAAACCUGAAAUUAAUUCAUUAAUCAAACUAAUAAAAUCUAUUCAAUUUAAUGAUAACAUGGAUAUUGAAUGCUUAUUAUAUGCUAAAUCUCAAUAUAUAGCUCCACCGGAUAUGGAAACACGUAAUCGUGAAUUAAUUCAAACAGUGGAAAAUGAUUUAUUUGAUAAAAGUGGUAAGACAGCUUUUAUUCGAUUUGCUGAUUUAUCGCGUCGUUAUCGUUAUAAACAAAUCAAUGCUACAGCUUACUUGGAAGGUUUGAUUGGUCUUCUAAAUGUCAAUACUGUGAAUCAGAAUGAUGAUGGAGGUGAUAACAGUAAAUUGUUGUAUAAUGGUUUUUUGUUCCCUCUGAAAAAUUUGUAGAAAUUUUGACAACGUAUUUUUUUCAGCUUAUUUAUUAAUUGCUUAUUUGAAAACAUAAAUAUUAGUACAAAAGGAUAUCAAAUAUACAUGUGCCAUACAACAAAAAUGUUGUUGUGAAAAGAUAGAGUAUGGAAGGUGAGUAUAACAAAAAAGAACAAUGAACAGAAAUUAGUGUACGAGGGUGAUUAUAUUAAUAAUAAUGGAAGCAGCAGUUUGGGUAGGAAAGAGACAACUAGGAAAAUUCUUUUAGUUGAAUUCGCUUCAGUAUCGCCACUGCCUUUUAUCCGAGCCAUUUCUGAUAACAUUUCAAGCCACUGUGCUGCACCAUCUCUAAUGCCCCAAAUAGGGAGUCGUGAAUGUCCAACGGAAUCCAGUCCUGUACAGCUUUUUUCAAUACCAUGUUGUGCAUUGUCUACCUCUCCGCCCUUUCCUACCGGUUCCAGCGUCGGCAAAUGAUGGACGAUGUAGAAUUCUCUGGAACGACAUAGGCUAUGUCCAAGCGACCGAAGUCGGUGUUUCAAGAUAGUGACAACAAUCGAAGUGGCGUUGCUGUGCACACGCCAUACCUGCGGAAACUGAUUGCCAACUGUUUAGAUGAGGAUUGUAUGACUUGGGUAUCAUCGCACAGUAAAGCAACAUCGUCCCUAUACUCAAGGUCGAGAAGUCUUUCCCCUGGAAGCGGGUUUACGCCACCAUUCCCUACAUCCAGCAGAGCUGUUUCCAAAACUUCAUCGAUGGCAAAGUGGAAGAGGGAUAGUGAGAUUAGGUCACGUUGCCUAACUUCACUGCUUGAGUAAAACGUUGUGGUGAGGUGGUUGUAUGCCCUCACUCUGCCUGAAUUGUUGGUAUAUCGGGAUUGGUUUGAUGUAUAGCUGCAACUAAUUUCCUGACAUUGACCCGUUUAAGGCGAUGGAUUUGUUGCCCCCAAAUGCCCUGGUACGGCCGAGAGUGGGGAUAGUCCGCUCUCCCUCUCGAAACGCUCUCACAUGGCCAUGCGUAUAUAGCCUCUAACAGGGAAGUCCUACCCACUGCUUUCUUGUGGCGGGGGUGUUGUUUACGAAAAUGAGAGGACGAAAAGCUAAUGUCCGGUGCACAUGGGCUGGCUCCAGUAUCCUGAAGGAACAAAUGGCGUAUGAACCAAUCGUUGGUCACCGGCUACCAUGGGACUGCAUCUCCUUACGAUGCUCCACUGCCUUAUGGAUCAGACCUUGAGGUCGAAGGCUCGGGGUGUGAUCCCCUAAGAAAACCGCCUGCCUCGGUUUGGGCACCCGGGCAGUAUCACAGCCCUCAAACAAAUCGAGAUUCGUGUGGCGCGUAUGUAUUUAUUGCCUCCUUGUACCAAUACCUAUGCGUUAAAAUAAUAAAUAAUAAUAAUGUAUUUGUUGGCCAUUGAUGCAUAAGAUAAACACUGGGUUCGUAUAGGCUCCAACUCGUUUAGUCACGUCGAUGUGUGAGUAUGACCAUAAACGAAGAUUUUCACGUAAUGGAAUUGUGAAACUCUUGCUAAAGACCUGGUAGUCGGAGCGUGCUAAUGAGUUGGAGUUCCUUGCGGACUUCCACUUCGUUAGAUGGAUCAGUUGUCACCGGCCAUGGAGGGCAGGGCAGUCAGUUCACCAUCUCCAAGGUAUCAGACCAUUUGAACUGUUCCUCGACAAACUGCCUAUUGUCCAAAACGUGGAUAGAUGUUGCUGAUCGGCAUCCGAUUAACUUCACAUAUUAUGUCACUCACACCAGACAUCUGGCUACCAGUGAUGUGGAUGAGUUGAACGAGCUUCCGUCAGUCAACAGCAAUAGCUGCUGCUGUUGACUACAAACAAUUACUAUCAUAGCUGACCCCUAUUUAUCAUUGUUUUAUUUCUAUGUGCUCUAUAUCACUGUGUUUUAUUAUGUAAUCCUGGAGUAUUACUCAUUUUUUAGAUACUCCAUACUGGAUAGGUCCGAUGAUUUCCUUAUUGCCUGAUAUAGGACUUCAACGUGCUUUACUUCGUGCUCUGCAAGCACAAGGAUCUCCACGUAUUCCAGUUGAUAUGCAAGAAGCUUUGUUAAAAAGUGGUCAUCAAUUUAAGCGCAACAAAAUCCCUAUAUUAGCUCUUCCUCCAUGGUCAAAGAAAGUCCUAAAAACAAUGCAGACAUGCCAGGAAUGUGGUCAAGUUUGUCUACGAAGUGAUCUACCUACUCAUAUGGAAUUGGCUCAUUCUGUGUCGUAUGAAAAGAAAUGAUAAUCCAUGAAGAAAGAAGAACUUGUCAUAAACUUACUGAUCAUUCGUUUAGUAUUCUUUUCACAAACAAAUACACAUCAACAAUAUAGUCUUUCGUUUUUUGGAUCAUAUCUAAUAUGAAUUAUUUUCAUAAAUUAUUUUGUUUGUUCCAUGGUUUAUUUUUACACCUAUUUGUUCGCUCUCAUAUGAGUUAUUACCCGUCGUAUGUUCAUAGUUAUCUGAAUAGUGUUGGUAACAAUCUUUGAUUAGCCUUAGAUAUGUCUGUAUGUUUGUUUGUAUGUGUAUUUAUGUGAAUUUAUACAUUUAUGUUCAUGUAAUUGUUAUACUGUGUAUAAUAAGUACGGUGAUUAGUAUAUUUGGGAGUUUAAUAAGUAAGUUAGUAUGUUUGAGUUAUGUAGCUUUUAAUUGAUUUGCAAAAAUUCUUUUCUUUUCUGUUUUAAAACAGUCUUUUGUUUAAUUUUUAAACAAGUCUAUUUCUUCUUCCUUUGACUAUUCAAAUUAUUCUUUAGUAUUUUAGUACUGUUUAUAUUGUUAAAAUAACCGGGUAAAAAGUUGAUCAUCAUAUACAAUAUGAAUAUA